UUACGAUAAUUUGACAGGUUUUAUGUAGGCUACAUUGUGAACAAUGCUGCUAUUGAAAUGGACAUAAUCUUGUGUACUAAGAGUUGUAUGUAUCCUAUAAUUGUAUAGGCGUCAUGUAUCCGACUGCACAGUCACGUGAACACCAUAUGUCAAGACCAAAACCUUCACCUGAAUAAGCCUCUCCCACAGAUGCACUGCACUACGUUCACUGGCCAUUGUUGUGACAUUUCAUAUCGAUUGAAUGGCUCACUAUGAUAUGAUCAAUCUGAAAAUCAAUCCUUCGGCGUAUACAAGUAGUUCCAACCUGACCAUCCAUGUGCGAAUGUUAUUCGGAUUGAAAAUGCGUGUUGGCGAUGUAAUUCUUCAGGAAUCUUCAGGUAUUCUGAAUAUCAGCACAGAAGGUGCUUUUACACUGUGAACAAUCAGUCAGCACAGCCAUGGCCUUCGUCGGUGGUCUGUUGCCAAGGGGAAUAGUCCUGGCUGAAGGAUAGAGAGAGAAGGGGAGAGAGAGGGAGAGAAAAGGCAGCCUUGCGGUGCAGAAGAAGAGAUGGUCAUCACUGACAGGAGCUCCAGCACUCCUGGGCCCAAGAAGAAGGAACCGAAGAAGAGGGCAUCCCGCCCCCAUGGCCUGCCCUCCCCGGCGCUGUGCUGCGCGUGUGGCUUGUGCAUCAUGCUGGCAGGCAUCAACAUCACCCUGGUGGGGGCGUUUGCCUUCAGCACCAUGGUGCCCUCUACCAACCCUCCCAUCAUCAUAGGGCCCAUCCUGCUUCUGGUGGCCUUCUCUUUCUUCGGGGCGUGCUGUGUCUGCAGCCGCCUGCCCCCUGCCCAGGGCUCCCGGAGGUCUAAUGUGGGCGGAAGGAGCAUGGGGAUGAUGGGGCGUGGAGGUUUAGCCGGGGGAGUGACGUUUGAGAUUGAGACGAGUGAGCACACAUUGCAGGACACGACAGCAGUACAGCUCAGCCCCUCAGCCUCACCUGGGUCAUCCCGGGCAUCCAGCCCCGAGCGGGAUGCUUCUCCUGACCCCGCACCCCCAGGGACCUUCAAGCUCUUCACCAUGGAGACCAAUGGCCCCACCUCCGCCACGGCAUGCUAUACCGCCUCCUCGGCAGGGGGAGGGGCUGUGAGGCUCAACCUGCCACGUGAUGAUGUGGCCACCUAGCACUCCCCUGAUUAACACAUUGUAGCAUGAGCCUCCUGCUCCAGGGGACUGACGCAAAACUAUGUAAAUGUGGGCUGUGACGGUCAUGAAAUUUUGGAUGACGGUAAUUGGCCAGCCAAGUGAGUACGGUCUCAGUAAUAACCAUUCGAAAAGCAAAAAAAUUAAAUAAAUAAUUAUACAUUUCAUGUUGCUAAAAGGUCAGUCAAGUUCUUCCACACCGAUCUUGACAAACCAUUUCUGUAUGGACCUCACUUUGUGCAUG
This is a messenger RNA of Oncorhynchus mykiss (rainbow trout), 1421 nucleotides long. Lineage: Eukaryota; Metazoa; Chordata; Actinopteri; Salmoniformes; Salmonidae. The record is from RefSeq and is a predicted model, not a curated record.